UGACGUACACCCAAUAUUGACCUCAUUACCAGUCCAUGGCGCGCUUGUUGUAGCGCGCGCGCCGCGUGACAGUAGUUGGGUCAAAAUCAUCAAAAAACGCUGCAGCCGGUAAAGAGUUUCAGACCGGAAAUUUGAUAGAACAAAACAUGGGAUUUUCUGUGACAGAAACCCUCGGUAUGAUAACUCAGCAACGAUUGAUAGUUGCUGGUGCAUUAGGCCUUGCUGCCACGGCUGGCAUCGUCAGCAGCGCAGCCUGGUGGUACAGAAGGACUCCCAAACCGGUGUUCCAACCGAUAGGCCAGUUGAGUGAGAUUUGGAUCCAUCCAGUCAAGUCGUGCCGCGGUCAUCAGGUGUCGAGUGCUGAGUGCACGCCGAUGGGGCUUUGCAGCAAAGGUGUUUAUGACAGGUUCUUUGUGAUUCUGGAUGACGCAAACAGAGUAGUUACCAUGAGGACAGAGCCCUCACUGGCGCUGGUGAAACCUUGGAUAUCAGAGGACGGAGUAUGCUUAGUUUUCGAUGCACCUGGAAUGGACCCGCUGAGCAUUCAUCUGGCUGAUCUCGCAGAGGCCAAGAAACAACCCACUGAAUUUAGAAUCUUCGGACUGCACACAGAGGGUGUGGAAUGUAGCCAAAAGGCUGCAACCUGGCUUAGCACCUACCUCAAGAAGCCCGGCCUCAAGCUGGUCUACUUCAAUGAAGGCCUGACCAAACCAAGGAUACCCAGAAAGGAUGUAACUUGGGGACAUAAAUUCACUGCAGAGGAAAAAGUGAGGGGGUAUUCGGACUUUGCUUCUUUCAUGCUUCUGACUGAAUCCUCUCUGGAUGAUCUCAACUCUCACCUUGAUAAACCUAUCACCGUGAGGAAUGUACGACCAAGUUUUGUGGUGUCAGGAUCCAGUGCCUUUCAAGAGGACUCUUGGAAAUACAUCAAGAUUGGGGACACUGUGACCAUGCGGAGAACUCAUGGUUGUGGAAGGUGCAAAUUGACGACGGUCGAUCCCGAGACUGGUGUGAUCAGAAGUGACGGGGAACCUCUUGCAACUCUCAAAAAAUAUCGAGUGUUAGACAAGUCAGACCCUGACAGCAAGUCCUACAAAGGCUCUCCGGUGUUUGGAUCUUAUCUGGUGUGCGAUGUGUCCGGUACCAUCAAAGUCGGAGACACCGUGUACGCAGCAGUGUAAAAACAGCUGCCCUGCCACAACAUUUCCAGGUUUCUGAAAUGAAAAGUCAGCCACACUCUGGAUUCAAUAUGGCCGACUUAUUAAUAAAUGCUGUUGUCAACAUGCCCCUCUCCCUUGUGAACUACAUUGUUACAGUGAAUGGGCUGUUCAGUGCCAUUUCCAUCAAAAGACUACAAAUUCAGUUGUUGGAAUAUGAUGGCUUAAUGAUUAAUCAGUCAUUAAAAGACUCAUGCAAAUAUAAUUUUGUUUUUAAUUUAGUUGUUGUAACUGCUUCUUCGUGUCCUGUUUAACCUCUGUUUUUGUUUACUUUUAUGCCACUGAAUAUCUGCAUAUGUAUGAGCAAAAGUGUAAUGUCAUCCAGGGUGACAGCUAUGGCUACUCUAAAGUUGGGUCUGACCAUUGGUAUCUGGCUGUUGUGAAGUUUGUUUAUUUUGGUUUUUAUAUUGGUGAUAUGUUGUUUCAUUUCAUGACAAUAGGCUUGUGAGCAAAGUUUUCUCGCAAAUAUUUCCAGUGAGCCAGUGUUGAGCUAACGUUUCUAACUGCAUCAAUUUCCCAAAUGUCUCCCAAAUAUGUACUGAGGCAGUAAUGCAUUGGGUUGUUUUUAACCUAGUUCAAAUUUUAUGACUCCUGAAAAUUACACGAAGAAAAGUGUCAUUUAGAGAAAGAAAAUUUGGUUUAAGUUAUGUCUGUGUGCCUUAAAGCUCAAAGUAAAAAUAUGAAAUAGGAAACUCACAAUAAACGUGGCCCUGUUAAUCUGCUUAUUUCAA
Molecule: messenger RNA, 1948 nt
Organism: Acanthaster planci (crown-of-thorns starfish)
Lineage: Eukaryota; Metazoa; Echinodermata; Asteroidea; Valvatida; Acanthasteridae
Product: mitochondrial amidoxime-reducing component 1-like
Biological process (GO): nitrate metabolic process
Cellular component (GO): mitochondrial inner membrane
Molecular function (GO): molybdenum ion binding; nitrate reductase activity; pyridoxal phosphate binding
Source: RefSeq, a predicted model, not a curated record